GUCACUUUUCAUCUCAGAGCCGUUUGAAGCUUCUCGGCGCUGCAUAGAAAGUUAGGAUUUGUAACUAAAAUAAACUCGAAAUAAAUACGCAAUCCGGAAAUCUAUAAAAACUUAAAAGAACAGAGAAAGCUUAUAAGAUAGUUAUAAAGUAAAUAUAUGCCUGUGAUUAGAAGCGAAUGUAGAAAAACCACUUCCGGCUCUGAUGCAAUCACCCGCCUCGGAAUUCUAUUGGCAGAACGUGAAUCACGUUAACGUGAUGGGUGGAGCUUAAGAAUGACAGGGCAGCAGGACAGCACGUUUUAUUUGAGAAAUCCGUUAUUCAUAUAGUUUCUGUUUUUUUAUUAUUAUUAAUUCGGUUUAUCAGAACUAACUUCGCGUCUUUAAACGGUUCUGUUCUCAUUUCCGAUUUAAAUUGUGCAUUAAAUCUCGCUACUUUAUUAGCUGGGUUAGCUUAGUUAGCCAGAGAGCUACAUUAACUACAGGUCACUUUUAGCUAAACGGUUUCAGAGACUCUUAUUUCGGUUUUUCUUUAUUAAUUCUUUAUUAUUAUUUCUGUCUGUUUCGGUUGUAGAUAACAGACAGGUAACUGAUAAACAGGUAUAUGUUGGUGUUAUGGCAGACAGAAGCUCACACAGUGUCUACAACAUCUUUAACUCCAUGGAGUUCGGACCUUCUGCUGAAAGUUCAGCUGCUACUGCUGCGUCCUGGUUGGAGAGGCACUCUCGCUCUCUUGGCCUGUUUAUUGACGGGAAGUUUGUGCACCCGGAUAACAGAGAGACUCUCGCAGUUUCUGAUUUGAAAGGUGAGAUAUUGUGCAGCAUUGUGUGUGCUGAUGAUGAGGACAUUUUGAGCUGCGCAACUUCAUCUGCUAAAGGAUUUCAAAAGUGGAAGGAGAUGAGUGACAGUUGGAGACACAAAGUGCUACUCAGGUUAGCGAGCUCACUGCAGAGGUACAGCCAGUGUGUGUGUGAAGUGUGUGAUCUGUGUCGGAUUCCCGGUUCCGCCCCGGCACUCGUCCGACUGGCUCAGUAUUACGCUGGCUGGGCUCAACUCCGACACACACUCCUGCCUGAGUGGAACCCACGAGGUGUGGUUGCCGUGGUGAUGUCAGAUGAUGUUUUUUUCUACUCCGUUUGGCUGAAGGUUCUUCCAGCUCUUGCUGUAGGUAAUGCUGUCAUUGUGGUUCCUGGAGUAAAAACUGCUCCUCCCACCCUCCUAUUGGCCCAGCUGUUAAUGGAGGCGGGACUUCCUGCUGGUGUGCUGAACGUGGUGACCGGCAACGGCUCAGUGGGAGUCCGAGUGGCUCAGAACAACCAGAUCAGCUACGUCAGCUACAGUGGGAGCAAACAGGAUGGAGAGCUGUUGAUGAAACAGAUGGCUGGGCGGGGCAUACCUGUCUCUCUCUCCCUGUCUGUCUGCUCUGUGUGUCCAUUCAUCAUAUUUGAGACUGCAGAUGUGGACAGCGCUGUAGAUGGACUGAUGGACACUGCUUUCAAAAACUGUACUGAGUGGCGGUGGGUGGUGUGUGUGCAGGAGUCGGUGUAUGAUGCCGUGGUGGAGAAGCUGAAGUUCAGGAUGGCUGGAAUGAAGUGUGUUGGUGUGAGUGAUGAGUGUGAGAGAGGGCGAGUGGACGCUGCAGUGCAGGAGGCAGAACAGCAGGGGGCGACGUUGAUCCAGUCUCGUCCUCCACCCUCAUCUGGAUGUGUGUAUCCCCCCACAGUGGUGUGUAACGUGGCUCCCUCCUGCUCCGCAGUGGUGUCUCCUCCGCCUGGCCCCGUCGUGCCCCUGCUAUCCUUCAGGAGCGCUGCAGAGGGCGUGGCUUUGGGAAACUACAGACCUCAUGGUCGAGUUGCUUCCAUCUGGACUGAAGAUCUGACAUUGGCUUUGGAGACGGCAAAGAGUCUGUGUGUGGGUUUGGUGUGUGUGAACACUCACUCUGUGACAGAUCCUUCUCUCCCGCAGUCUGGACGGAGAGAAAGUGGAACCUGCACUGACGGAGGUCGAGAGGGUCUGUAUCAGUUCCUGAGUGCAUCCGUGACUCCGGCCCGCUCUGAACCCGUCUCUGUGGACUACACCAGAUUUGGUGCUGCAGCAUCCAGAUUCCUGGUUCCAGAAGGUUCUAAUUCGUCCAGUGUCUCUCGCUCCUGCAGUCACCUGGUAGGGGGGAAGGUGUGUAAAGCUGAUUCGGGCUGCAGUAGGGCAGUGCAGGCUCCAGGGGGCACUGUUUUGGCUCAGUGUCCUGAUGGUGGCAGGAAAGAUGUCCGUAACGCAGUGGAAGCCGCACUGAAGGCCCAGCCGGGAUGGAUGAAGAAAAGUCCGGCAGCUCGAGCUCUCGCCCUCUACUCCCUCGCUGACAGUCUGGACAAAAGAAGGCAGGACAUGGCUGCGUCAAUCCACAAUCAGACCGGUCUCUCUAUGGAGGAGGCAGCUCAGGAAGUGGAGCUUAGCAUCACCAGGCUUUCUGAUUGGGCCGCACUGUGUGAUAAGCAGAAUGGACACGUGCCACUCCUCCCUCACACUGGCUCCGCCCUCUCGACCCCAGAGGCUUUAGGAGUUGUGGGUGUGGUCCUGCCUGAUACCAAGCCUCUUCUCUCCAUGGUGUCCGUUCUGGGGGCAACUGUUUCCGUGGGCAACGCCGUCGUCAUGGUGCCAAGCGAGAAGUUUCCUCUUCCAGCUCUCGAUUUCAUCUCGGUUCUCCAGGCAUGUGAUGUUCCUGCGGGUGUGGUCAGUGUCAUCAGUGGUGGAAAGGAUCAGCUGACCCAGGCCUUGGCCAAUCACAAUGAGAUCCAGGCCAUAUGGUACUGGGGCAGCGCGGAGGGCCGUCAGUUUCUGCAGCACUGUAGUCCUCUGAAGCGUCUGUGGUUGCACUGUGAGGAAGAGGAGGAUGAAGAUGGAAGAAAAUUCUGGACCAAGCCGAGUUUCUCAAUGCAGGAGGAGAUGUGGAGAGAGUGUGUGGUGUGGAAGAGUGUGUGGAUCCCCACCGCUUAGACAGACAGAUAGACAGACACACACGCACACAAGCAGAGUCAGAGAGAAACGAGAGGUGUGUGUUUACUGUUAAUGAAUAUUUAGAAUGACUAAAUAAAAUAAAUAUAUUCUAGUUUUAAUAAAUAUAUUAUAAUAAACAUCGCGGUUUAUUAAAUCAGAGUUUUCUCACUGAGAGUUUGGAAGGUUGAGUUCUGGGUUUUAUAUAAAUCACACAGAGAAAAAGAACUGAUUCAGCUUUUUGAGGAGAAAAUGAACAAGUGAAAGUUCUUUUUCCAGUAAGCCUUGUUGCAAAACUCUGUCUCGUUUCUGGCCAUAAAUUUAUAAAAGCUCUCGUUUAUCACAUGGGAACUUUUAUCAUGUGAUUUGCACAUCAGACAUUCCAGGAUAAAAAUGAACACUCAGGAACACAUCAGUACUUGAAUAAUUAAGUCAUUAGUAAUAUUUUAGGCUGAAAAGCAGCAUAACUGUGGACCUGAGACUAAAGAAAAAGCUUUAACUCUCCAUUUAAUAUAAUUGGUGCAAAUGAAUUACUAAUUCAUGUAAUAUAAUUUCUACCAGACUUUCUAUAUUACAUUAUUUCAUCUUCUGUAACGUUUAAGUUUGAAUAACCCUAAUCCUAGUGUGUGUGUGUGUGUGUGUGUGUGUGUGAUUGUGCCUUGUGAGGGGUUGGUACCCUGUCCAGGGUGUCCCCACCUUGUGCCCUGAGUUCCCUGGGACCGGCUCCAGGCUCCUCGCGACCCUGUGUAAGAUAAACGCUACAGAAAAUGGAUGGAUUACAGAAUCGGCCAGACUCAGAUUUCAGUGUUCAUGAUUACUGCUGUAGAUUUUUCCCAGAACUUUAUCAUCACCGUCUGAUUCUGAUGCACAGAAACAGUUUUGAGAGGAAAUUAAAAAGUUUCUCCACAGCUUUUAUUAAGUGCAUAGAUUUUAUAAUUGAAACUAAUUUACAUCGUAUUUAACCUGCUAAAUCUGUGAGAAUACUGAGAACGCUGCAAAGUUCUAAUAAUGUCAUUCUACUUCAUCAUUAAGUAAUUCAUUUCCAUUAAACCUUCUGUGACAUUCUUUUCCCAGUUUGUGUGAGUAAUGUAAGAUUUUUUUUUUGAUUGAACGCAGAGAUCACACACACACACACACCAUGCCUGAAUCUAAAGACUUGCCCCCAAAUUUGUGGUCCAACUUCACAAAUAGCUGCAGGCAUCAGAGAAGCUUUUCCACUUAAAUAGUCUUUGAGCCAGAGAGUUUGUGAUACUCAGGAUGUGAGAACUGAAAUAUGCGGUGCAGUGUUGAAUCACAACAGCGAAAACCUUUCUCCUCAGGUGAGGGUCACGUCCCAAAUCAAACUCUGCCCGACAGCAGUACACCAGGGUGUCUAAACUAUUUAGGGGUCCUGUGAGAUUAUUACACACAGUGGGAAAAGACACAGCACCACUCACAGUACAAACUCUUCUUCCUUGAAAUGUAGAUUUUAAAUGAUUGUUAAUAUUACAGGUCUAGAAGCACAGUUAAAAUUUAGAGACUACAUUGUUUACCCUUUAGGAGUUAAGUCUUUAAUCAAAUUUGUGUUAAAGGAGGAAAACAGUUCUUUACAUUUAAAACAUGAUUUCAGUCUUGUCUUAACUGGUGUCAGAUUUCAAUUCCCAUUAACACAAUCGUUACUAUUUUCAUAAUAAAUGUAGUGUUAAAAGGAGAUUUCUAAAAUUAAAUGAAAUCAAAUAAAACAAUUAUUUGGUUGUUUUCCUGUUCCUUUUUACAUAUGUUAAAAUAAUAAACACUGAGGCUGACACUGAACUGCUGAAUCACUGAACUGCUGAAUCACUGUGACACGGCAAAAUUUUACUGUCUCACUUAAGAGUCUCUGAAAAAAGCUGACUUCAGUGACAAUUUUUUUAUCACAGAUAUGAAAUGAAAUUAAUUAUGAAAAAAAUCUAUUCCUCUUUUAAAGCUGAGAAACAUUGAAUGUACAUUACACUGUCUGUAAAGGUUUUCAGUCCUAACUCAGUGAGAAUGUGUGUUUAAAGCUCUGACAUUUUCUACCCAAAAACUAAAAUCUUGCACAAGUGUUUGGUGAAUUUGUGUUUGUUUGACAUUCACAAAACUUUAUCUCUUAAAUUUAACCGACACUUUUAGUCCAAAAUUAAAGCUCAGCAUCAUCUAGCCAUUUUUCUCUGAUGUCUUGAAGUUGCUUGGAAUCCAUGUUUAAAAAGUACAGAGUUAAAAUGGAUUGGAGAAUUAAGUAUUGUGAGUGAACUGCAGUUAAAUUACAUUAUAAAGGUCAUGUCUCAGUUUUCUGCUGCUGUAAGCAACUGUUGGUUUGUAAAUUGCUUCUCUUUGUGAUUUGCGUUAGAGGGAAGACAUUAUGAAACAGUGUUGUGUGAUACGCAGUCAGGAGGUAAACAGGAAAAACAGGAUACGCUGAGUCACAGUGACACAGCACCUUUUCUACUCAGGUGAUAUUCCAACUGAAGCUUCAUACAUUCAAAUGCUUCAUCACACAUUAUGACAUGAUUUUUAUCUUCAGAAUGAAUUUAACCACAAAUAGUUAUUUUAUCGGAUAAAAUUAUAUACUGAAUUUAACUGUUUUAAACUGGCUCAUGGAAAAGGGAUAUGUUAUUAUUUUGUCAUGCAAUAUACAAUUUAUAUAUAUAGUUAUAUAUAUGUGUGUGUGUGUGUGUAUAUAUAUAUUUAUAUAAUAUAUUCUACAGUGGGUUACACAAUCAGAACAAAAGUAAAUGAAAAAGUAAAGAUUAUAUUUAUGGCAUUUGGCAGGUUAGAUACACAACAUGAAGAAUUGUAGCUAUUGGGAAGUGUGUGUGUGUGUGUGUGCGUGUGCACGGGCGCAAGAUUUAAUUUGUAAUAGUUUAUGUGAACUCUAAUCUGGACAUGUAAAGUUUGAUCUUAUCUGUUUCUCUGUAAACUGGGCCAGAGAUCAUUCCCUGAUAGCAGAUGAUGGAUGAAGGACAGAGUCCACAGAGAAGGUUAAUGAUUAAAACUGAAUGUUUGUGAGGUUCUUAUGGACCAUGUGGAAAAUCAUGUGAGACUCUAUAAUGGAUUAAUAAUAAACUUUGCAUGUUGUUUAAUCCUAA
Ictalurus furcatus (blue catfish) is the source of this 6071-nucleotide messenger RNA. It is a transcript of the gene aldh16a1, whose product is annotated as aldehyde dehydrogenase 16 family, member A1. The record is from RefSeq and is a predicted model, not a curated record. Gene Ontology annotation, molecular function: oxidoreductase activity, acting on the aldehyde or oxo group of donors, NAD or NADP as acceptor. Bases 613 to 2988 code for a protein of 791 amino acids. The transcript is spliced from 17 exons. NCBI's taxonomy places the organism in Eukaryota, Metazoa, Chordata, Actinopteri, Siluriformes, Ictaluridae.